AUGCUGAAUAUCUCUCCCUUCACAUACGGUAUGACUGUCGCUCAGAUCUACGAUGCUGGGCAGACGUUUGACUCGAGCGUGCUGGACAUUGAGGAGGAUCAUCUACUUAGUGUAUUCCAGAGUGCAGUCAAUAACAUUGCCUGUGUCUCCUUGGCUGCCAACUUCCCCACCAUGCCCAGUGUCAUCCACUCUCUCAUCAACGCUUAUAAGAAGUGUGUUGCCAUUGGUAUUGAGACGGAGUACAGCUGGGAGUCUAUUGAGGAGCUCAAGGACCGUAUUGCCAACCCUGACGCCUAUGUCAGCACUGGUCCUGCUGUGACCGAGGCCAAGGAAGACAAACCUAAGGAGGAGGCCAAGGUCGAAGAGGAAGAAGAAGAAAGUGACGAGGGUGGAUUCGGUGACUUGUUCGGUUAA
Molecule: messenger RNA, 414 nt
Organism: Trichophyton rubrum CBS 118892
Lineage: Eukaryota; Fungi; Ascomycota; Eurotiomycetes; Onygenales; Arthrodermataceae
Product: 60S acidic ribosomal protein P0
Exons: 2
Coding region: 1-414 (137 amino acids)
Biological process (GO): cytoplasmic translation; ribosomal large subunit assembly
Cellular component (GO): cytosolic large ribosomal subunit
Molecular function (GO): structural constituent of ribosome; large ribosomal subunit rRNA binding
Source: RefSeq, a predicted model, not a curated record